Lasiodiplodia theobromae is the source of this 1899-nucleotide messenger RNA. Its product is annotated as Meiotically up-regulated protein. Lineage: Eukaryota; Fungi; Ascomycota; Dothideomycetes; Botryosphaeriales; Botryosphaeriaceae. The coding region runs from base 1 to 1899 and encodes 632 amino acids. The record is from RefSeq and is a predicted model, not a curated record. The transcript has a single exon.
AUGUCUUCAAUCUCAUUUCCACCGCAACUGGCUCCUCCCUUGGGGACGAUUCUCAACCUGGUCCGAGGAUUGAAAUAUGGCGACGAACUCAGAUGCCACGCCAUUGAAGACAACGCCGAUCACCGAUGCGAAGAGCUCUACAAAAUUCGGAUGCGCUACCUCAAGACGCUUCUGGAAACUGUCCGCCAAAUGGAUCCACCGUUCAGCCAAGAUGACGCCACGCAGCUGGCUGCAGUACUUCUCUGCACGAAGCACAGGAAGGCAAAGGAGCAAAUGGGUCCUCUGGUCCACGCAUUCACAGCUACACCAAGCCAAAAGUCCUCGGGCGCAAAGGACCAGACUGGGCCGCGUAGAGAUUCUAUGCGUCCACUCGACUCUCUGGUUCAGUAUGAUGAUGCGAAGAAACAGCUGUUGGAUUCCCAGCGUGGAUUCCGGUGCAUUGCAUAUGACGUGGCGACAGGGAGGUGUAGCAGCGAAGUGAGCAAAGACAAGGUGGCCACUGCUCGAAGCAUCAUCGGCAUUGAUCUCGAAACGGAUCACAGUGAAGAGAUGGAAUCAACAGAUGGCGAGGAUGAUGAAGGCUUCGUAGACGAAGACGAAAGCUUCGAUGAAGAUGACGAUUACUGCGAAGACGACGAAGGGUCUUCACAGCAGAGCAAGAUUCGCCCCCUCAUCCAUCUUCUACUCUGCAAAGACCACUCGCAUUGGUUUUGGCUUGAUCUUUACCACAGUUUGUGGCAAAAGCACAUCGCUCCCGAGUCUGUGUACGACGAGGAAGAGCCGGGGCAAUGGUCACAGCAAGACUACGAGGCUACAGAGGAUGGAGAAUCAGAUGGGUAUUCGGAUUCCCAAUCUGACGUCUCAGAACUUACUGUGGGGCGAUCGGACAACGACGAAACAGAGGAAGCAUCAGAAUCCCUCAAUACCUCUCCAAAAACCCCCGCCAAGUCUCCAAACGGCCGCAAAGCGAACUCUUCCAACUCUGCCACCGAAACUCUUCCAUCAAACGAAUCUCCCAGCUCUGACCCUCCGAUACCGCCACAAGAUCAGAAGUCUUCUGCACGUAAAAGCAAGCAGCGAUCGACACAAGGAGGCGAGGCCACUCCGUCGAUUCAGAUUUCCGAGACACCUUCAUCAGAGUCGCCACCUCCAAGCAACCGCAAGAAGCCUGCGCGCAGCCCUCGCAGCAGUCUACGCCGAUCAUCUGCGAAUGCAGUGCAAAGCAGCCCUGGAUCAGGUUCAACCGAUGAGGACCUAGCGGCAAACCUCGACUCCAUGAACCUCGGUACGAGCCCAGCGAAACAGCCUCAAGAUGUUGAAGAUGGCUAUAUCGGCCCCACUGAGUUGGUCUUUGACGCCGAUUCCCCCGUCAUUCCCGACGAAGCGGCGCGCCAGGUCGAGGAAAACCUGUGCAAUUUGCUGCUGCAGCCGGUGGGCCCGCAGAAGAAGAAGUCAACGGCCAACAUCUACGUGCUGCGGUCGACCGACCGCCCUGGUCUGGUCAAGAUCGGCAUCACGGCGGAUCUGCCGAUCAACCGUUGCAAACAGAUCAAGGCGCAAAGCGGGUUGAACGACCUGGUGAUUAUCCACGCGGUCAGAGACCUGGAGAACGCGGAUCGCGUCGAGAGGAUUAUCCAUUGCCAUCUCGCACCCUUCAACGAAGAUCCGCUGUGCAAGAACCGUAACUACAGAGAAUGGUUCCGGUUCGAUGCGAGACUUGCGGUCGAGAUUGUCAAUGCUUGGGCAGUGUGGAUGCAGCGGAAGCCGUAUAGGUACCGAUCGCUGGGAGACGGGUGGAGCGCCAAGCUCGAGGAACUGCAGUUGGAUGGGAUGCGACAGAAUCAGGAAACCGUUCAACAGCUUUAUGAGAGGCAUGUCAGGUGGACGAGGCAGGUCUGA